Molecule: messenger RNA, 2202 nt
Organism: Funneliformis caledonium
Lineage: Eukaryota; Fungi; Glomeromycota; Glomeromycetes; Glomerales; Glomeraceae
Source: the annotation of a GenBank genome assembly
AUGACUCAUAGUAACCUUGACGGUGAAAAUAAUAGAAAUGAACAAGAUAUCGAACACGAAAUUGAACCUGAUGUUAUGGAAGACUUGGACUCAAAUAUAUGGUAUAUUCAAGAAGAACAACCAAGGAAUAAGGAAAUAUCAUUUGAACCCCCUAUUAUUGACAAAAAAUUAUGGUCCAACAUGCCAAAGUAUGCGAGAAAACAGGAUAAGGCUCUCCGAUGCAUUGCAUACAAAUUCUCUUCAGCUGUUAGACCUAUCGACAACACCCUUCGUAUGGUCUACGCGUCAAAACUGAAUUCUAAUGAAGAAGACCAGCAUAAUGUCUGGUUACAUCUGGAACAGACGGUCCUCAAUACCAGGGCUUUGGUAUUGGAUUCACUCUCAUAUGUUAAUGAGGUACGCUGUGAACAGGCACUCAAAGCUACUAUAUUUCCUAAUUAUCAGAAACCUGUUAGGAAAGAGGAGGAAAAACGAAGUAUAAACCUGGACAGGGUAAAUUUUAAAAUUCGGGAAAAGAUUUUUAAGGUGAUCGUUCAACUCAGCAGAGUUAAUGAAGAAUCAACCGAAACAAAUACGGUCCAUUAUGGUUAUUCUCCAGAAUGGAAACAGUUACCACCUUUAAGAAUUCCUAUUUCAAAACAGAAAUACAGUGAAAAAGAUUUGCCUAUAUUUCAAAAGAAAAUCAACAGUUUAUUAGAAAAUGGAAUGAUUCAAGAGAUAGAUCCGGAUAUCCCAUGCUUUACAUCUAAUCUUUUUAUAAUCCCAAAGAAAACAGGCGACUUUAGAGCCAUAAUCGACUUAAGAAAAUUGAACCAGUCUAAAUCAAGUGUUUUAUCGUAUACCUUUAUCCUUACAUCAAAUGCAAUAUUUUGCCUUCGAUUAUCUCAACAAACAUUAUUGUUUUGCAUGUCUUCCAUUCGGCCUAACUGCAAGUCCCAGAGACUUCAUCAAAAUUUUGAAACUGAUCAUAGAGAUAGCAAGAAAGAUGGAAAUACAGGUAGUGGCAUACCUAUACGAUAUUUUGGUCAUGACUUCAUCAAAAAGCUAAAUACAAGAAGAUACAAACUGUCUAAUCAGAUGUUUACAGGGAUACAAGUUUACAAUAAACACAAAGAAAUCAUGUCUAAAUCCCUCACAAGUAGUCGACUACUUAGGUUUCCAGAUAAAUUCAAAGCUAAUGACUCUCAAACUUCCAAAGAAGAAAGUGAAGGAUUUGAUCUGAGAAUGUCUAAGGGCAAAGAAAACGAGAUCAAUUUCAAUACGAAAACUAGCAUCAUUAAUAAGAAAGCUAAUAGCGACCACAAAUGCAAUACUUUCAGCAAGACUGCAUUCCAGAGUCUUACCAUGCGACAAAAAUUAUGGUCUGAAAAGGAAAGGUUGGAACGGCACAAUAUGUUUAUCAGAGGAAAGUCUAAAUCAACUAAAAUGGUGGAUUUUAGAACUACCAAAAUGGAAUGGAAAGAUCAACAUGAACAGCAUUUACAUAUCAACCAACUUGAGAUAAAAGCAAUUUAUUUUGCUCUCCGAUCAUUCAGGACUAUAAUGAAUCAAACUAUCUUAAUAAAGACAGACAACACAACUUGUAUAGCUUAUAUAAAUCAUCAAGGAGGAACAGUUUCGUCAGCUCUAUCAAUGAUUGCAGAGAACCUUUGGAACUUAUGCUUUGAGAAGAAACAUUCGCUUACAAGCAGAAUAUAUUCCAGGAUUUUGAACACGUCAGCCGAUCAUGCAUACAAAAUGAAAGCAGAUCGCAACAAUUGGAUACUGAAACAGGAAAUCUUUCAUCAACUCAACAAGAUUUGGGGACCAUAUCAAAUCGACUUGUUUGCAAACCGUCUGAAUGCUCAAAUACCAACAUAUUUUUCGUGGAUACCAGACCCUUUUUCAACAGCAGCAGUCAGCCCCUUGGUUUCCUCUUCUGCUGCAACUGUUAAUAGCUCCACCAAUCAAGCUAAUAUCUCAGAAAAUAUAUCAGACUCACGAAACACCAUUCUGAAACCCAAAAUGGAGGAUCCUCAUAUGCAACAUCUCAGGACACGGGUAUGGGUUUCUUGGUGCAAUGUACACGAAUUGGAUCCCAUUACUUGCACUAUAAGUGAUAUCAGUGAAUUUUUUGCAGAUAUGCUUAACAAAAGAAUGGCAUUUAAUACAAUUGCCAGUUAUAGAACUGCAAUUAGUGAAGUUCAUGAUCAUGUAGAUUGA